GAGAGAGAGAGAGAGAGAGAGAGAGAGAGAGAGAGAGAGAGAGAGAGAGAGAGAGAGAGCAAACCAUUUCAGAAUACAAGCCAUAGACCCACCUCGCCAGCGCCGCCUUCUGCCAGCCAGCUUGCGCAUGGCCGAGGCUAGGGGACCGAAGAGGGUGUGCAGGAGUGCCGUGAGAUGUUUCAUCUCAGCACAGUGCCCAUAUACAUAAAAAAAAAAAAAAGGACUCAGUUUUAUUCCCAUCUAAAAGUUAGUGCUCUUACACACGAGGACACUAGUGUACGCCACCGGUGUCGGACACUAGUGUCUUUGCUCAAGACACCGCCUGGCAACUAGUGAGCCACUCACACACCUCAGUCGGAAGAAUGGCGGGAAACGAAGAGCUUCUACUUGUUGCUUUGCUGGCCAAAAAGAAAUCGAAGAGGCGCUCUGUAGAGAGGAAGGUGCAUGUACAUCCCAUAUUGUCAUCAAGAAUGAACACAGGAGCGCAUCAUACACUUUUCAAUGAUUUGUGUGCUGAUGAAAAGAAGUUUUUCAACUAUUUUCUUAUGAGCAGGCCGUCAUUUGAAGAACUUCUCAGCUACGUGAGGAGAGACAUCACAGGAACUACCACAAACAUGAGAGAAUGCAUUGCACCAGACGAGAAGCUUGAUGUAACUUUGAGUGGAAAACUGGUGAUGGCUGUGGAGGCUGGUAGAUGGGAGGUGCCUGAUGCUGAAAGUGCUGUGGCCAUUGUUGGUACACCUGUUGAGCCUGGUAAAUGGUAUCUGGCCACCGGUGACACCAUAACUGAUCUCCAAUACCAGUACAGACUAGGCGUAUCUACCAUCGCGAAAAUCAUCCGGGAAGUCUGCAAGGCUAUUUGGGAAAGAGUGAAGACAGUUUGUUUUCCUGAUGUGACAGAAAGACUUUGGUUGGAAAUUGCAGCUCAGUUUUACCAAAAGACUGAUUUCCCUCAUUGUCUUGGUGCCUUAGAUGGGAAACACAUCAGGGUAAUCAAACCAGAGAAUAGUGGUUCUUUGUAUUAUAAUUACAAGAACUACUUUUCGAUUUUGCUUCUUGCUGUAUGCGAUGCAUCACACAAAUUCAUAUUUAUUGAUGUAGGUGCAUAUGGGAAGUCUUCUGACUCAACUGUGUUCAAGGAGAGUAAAUUUUUCAGGAAACUUGAAAAUCAAACCCUGAAUGUUCCUGCUCCACAAGAAUCGUACUCAGGCUUUGGAACACCCAUGCCUUUUGUAUUUGUGGCUGACGAAGCUUUUGGACUAUCCCAACACAUUGUGCGCCCAUAUGCUGGUAAAUUUUUGAGUCAAAAGAAACGCAUCUUCAAUUACAGACUUUCACGAGCCCGCAGACUCAUUGAAUGCUCAUUUGGAAUCCUUGCAAACAAAUGGCGCAUCUUCCAUCGACCACUCAAUGUAAGCCUAUCACUGGCAGAGGACAUCAUCAAGGCGUGUUGUGUUUUGCAUAAUUUUGUAAGAGACAGAGAUGGCGUUCGAAUUGAGGAUACUUUAACCGUGGAAGGGCUCUUUGAUAUGGAACCUGCUGCAGGGCCAACUUCAAGACUUGCCAGCCAUUUGAGAGACAAAUUUGCGGACUACUUUGUCAGUGACUAAGGUGCACUUCCAUGGCAGUUACAACGUAUCUAGACAAUGGUGUGGGUGGUGACAUGGUGUGGUGGUGUGGGUGGGUGGUGGUGACAAGGUGUGGCUGAUGACAUGGUAUGGUGACGUGGGUGAAUGGUGGUGACAAGGUGUGGGUGAUAACGUGGUGUGGUGGUGUGAGUGGGUGGUGGUGACAAGGUGUGGGUAGGUGGUGGUGACAUGGUGUGGUGGUGUGGGUAGGUGGUGGUGACAUGGUGUGGUGGUGUGUGUAGGUGGUGGUGAC
Scylla paramamosain (green mud crab) is the source of this 1881-nucleotide messenger RNA. RefSeq lists its product as uncharacterized. The transcript is spliced from 3 exons. The record is from RefSeq and is a predicted model, not a curated record. Bases 363 to 1610 code for a protein of 415 amino acids. NCBI's taxonomy places the organism in Eukaryota, Metazoa, Arthropoda, Malacostraca, Decapoda, Portunidae.